AUGUCUUCCUCCUCAAUGAGCAAACUCAGCAAUCUCUUCCGAUCAAGCGCCGCCAACAAGCCACCCAAACCCACCUCCUCUCCUAAGCCUCCAAAGCCCACCUCAGAGUCCUCCAAACCCCCCGCUAAAACCCCAGAGCCUUCCUCAACUCAACCCCCCAAGAAAUUCAAACGGCUUGCAGAAAAACUUAAGAUUGCUUCCUCAUCCGACAAGUUUCGUAUAUACAGGGUCAACAAUUAUGUCCGUCGACUCGCUGCUGCCAAUCAGCACUCACUCAUCGAACAAGCUGUGCAGCAACAGGAGCCACUAAGAGAUGGUAAUGAUGAUGAUGAAGUGUAUAGGACUAGACUCAUGGCUAGUUAUGGACGAGGCGGUAUGUUUGAUAAGGCACUCCAACUGUUUGAUGAAAUGUCUGAGAAGAGUUGUAGGUCUUUUAAUGGCCUUCUUGCUGCUUGUGUGUAUGCUAGGAAAUUUGACAUGACUGAGCAGCUGUUCAGGGAGUUACCUGAGAAGUAUGGUUUUGAGGUUGAUCUUGUUUCGUAUAAUAUACUUGCGCGUUCGUAUUGUCAGUCGGGUUCGUUGGAUUUGGCUUUAGGAGUGAUUGAGAAGAUGGAGAGUAAUGGGUUUCAACCGGAUUCGGUCACAUUUAAUACUCUGCUGGUCGGGUUGUAUCGGGAUAAGAAGAUAGUUGAAGCUGAGAAGUUGUGGUCGAUAAUGGAAAGCAAAAAUAUUGCUCCGACUGUAAGGAGUUAUGACCCAAAGAUUAAUUAUUUGAUUGAGACCGAUCAGAUUGAAGAAGCUGUUAUAGCAUUUGAUAAAAUGAGGAGUAGAGAUAUAAAACCCGAUAGACUUAGCUAUUAUUUGCUCAUCAAAGGUUUUUGUGGAAAAGGAAAUUUAGAAGAGACAAAGAAGUGGUAUGAGAAGCUAUCACUAGAUAUGGUUCGUCCUGAUCGUCGGAUAAUUAAAAUGGUUCUCCCAUUUGUGUGUGAGAAAGGUGACCUUGAUUAUGCUGUCAAGCUGGCUAAGGAUUCUGUCAAGUGGAAAUGCAUUGUUAAUGUAAAAGUACUGCAGGAUGUGGUUGAUAAACUGGUCAAGGAGUCGAAGAUUGACGAGGCGAAGGAUCUUAUAGCUUUGACUAAUUAUCUUCAUUACUACAACAAGAACCUGAAACUUCCAGUUGCGUAG
Molecule: messenger RNA, 1185 nt
Organism: Daucus carota subsp. sativus
Lineage: Eukaryota; Viridiplantae; Streptophyta; Magnoliopsida; Apiales; Apiaceae
Product: small ribosomal subunit protein mS79 (rPPR3b)
Exons: 1
Coding region: 1-1185 (394 amino acids)
Molecular function (GO): protein binding
Source: RefSeq, a predicted model, not a curated record